This is a messenger RNA of Sphenostylis stenocarpa, 525 nucleotides long. The record is from the annotation of a GenBank genome assembly. Lineage: Eukaryota; Viridiplantae; Streptophyta; Magnoliopsida; Fabales; Fabaceae.
AUGCAAGGAGGAAAGAAAGUAGGAGAAUCCAUGAAGGAAACAGCUUCAAACAUUGGUGCUUCUGCCAAAGCUGGCUUGGAGAAGACCAAAGCCACUGUCCAAGAGAAGGCAGAAAGAAUGACAGCACGUGAUCCGUUGCAAAAGGAGAUGGCGACCGACAAGAAGGAAGCAAGGGUCACCCAGGCUGAGCUGGACAAGCAGGCGGCGCGUGAGCAUAACGCUGCCGCGAAGCAGUCGGCCACCGCGGGGCAUAUGGGACAGGGGCAUUACACCACCGGAACGGGGACCGGAACCGCCACGUACUCUACCACCGGGGGGCAUGGUCAUCUCCCCGGGGUUCACCAGACGUCGGCGAUGCCGGGUCAUGGAACUGGGCAGCCCACGGGCCAUGUGACCGAGGGAGUGGUGGGCUCGCACCCCAUUGGGACCAAUCGAGGACCGGGUGGGACUGCUACGGCCCAUAAUACUCGUGCAGGUGGAAACCCGAAUGAUUAUGAGUAUGGGAGUGGUGGUACUUACAGUUAA